Molecule: messenger RNA, 1502 nt
Organism: Tyto alba (common barn owl)
Lineage: Eukaryota; Metazoa; Chordata; Aves; Strigiformes; Tytonidae
Gene: IL18
Product: interleukin 18
Exons: 6
Coding region: 160-1062 (300 amino acids)
Biological process (GO): immune response; inflammatory response
Molecular function (GO): cytokine activity
Source: RefSeq, a predicted model, not a curated record
GCUGACGGCCAGUACGGGUUUCAAAACUGGGGCUGGAGGCUUUGAGGACCAAGCAAACGGACUGCAACACGCUGGCGUAGAAAUAAGACGUGCGCACUAGCGACAUCUGUGCGAGAUAAAGGGAGUCGCAAAAAGCUUCCUCUGUAACCUCAGAUUUGCAUGAUUUGCUUUCCCCACCGAGGAGGGGAAGUGCCGCAGAAUAAAUGCAGACGUAGACAGAUAUCUUGGGAAAGAGCCCAAAUUUCCUCUGCUGUUUGUUCAGGCGCCCUGUUUUGUCGUACGGUGAUGCAAGCCGCUAGAAAAGCGCCCCCCUCCCUGGGUCCCUCCGACAGCCGCCACCCGCUGCAGCGGAGCUCGCUCUCCUCCCCGGCGGCGGGAGCGCAGGGAGGCGACAGCCCUCCCGCCGGCUCCGGGGAAGCCUCAGCGGUCCUGCCCGGCCAGACCCCGCAGCCCCACGGCUUUCGGCUCCGCAGCCCGAGAGUGAAGAUGAGUGGUGAAGAGAUUCUUGUGUGCGCAGUACAACUUGGAGAAAAUUUCUGCCUCUAUUUUGCAGAUGAUGAUGGGCUGGAAUGCGAUGCCUUUUGUAAGGAAAAGAUUCUCCACCGAGUCCUUCGAAAUGUAAAUAGCCAGUUGCUUGUGGUUCGACCAGAUUUAAACAUAGCAGCUUUUGAAGACGUGACAGAUCAGGAGAUGAAAUCUGGCAGUGGAAUGCACUUCAACAUUCACUAUUACAAAACUACCACACCUUCAGCAGGGAUGCCUGUUGCGUUCAGCGUCCAGGUAGAAGAUAAAAGUUAUUACAUGUGUUGUGAGAAAGAAUGCGGAAAAACGAUAGUUCGAUUUAGGGAAGGAGAACUUCCCAAAGAUAUUCCUGGUGAAAGUAAUGUAAUCUUUUUCAAAAAGACAUUUACCUCGUGUAGCUCCAGAGCAUUUAAGUUUGAAUAUUCACUAGAAAAAGGAAUGUUCUUGGCCUUUGAGGAAGAAGGCUGCUUAAGAAAAUUAAUUCUAAAGAAACUGUCAAGAGAAGAUGAAGUGGAUGAAACCACGAAGAUAAGUUUCUAACUUCAGUCAGAAUGGAAGUCACAACCUAUGACAUACUUCAACAGUAUUAAAAUACAUUUUGGCUUUUUAUAAAAGAAAUACUAUUCUUUCUUCAUCUGAGGCAAGCCUGGUUUAUGUUUUUAGCUACCAUGAGUCAGUACAAAAAUGAGCAUCUUGCAAAGGAAAAUAAAUUCAAAUGCUUGGGAAAAAGAAACAGAAGGAUGUUUUCCAGUCACGAUAGAAGGAAAGAAAAUUACACAAUGAAGAAAUGAGAAUGGGCAUACCUAUAUAGUCCUGUAAGUUUCACCCCUAAAAUGUUUACUGCCUGUUGAUUGAACAGCUUUUGAAGUAGUUGUCUCAUAAAUGAAGUAGACCUAUUUUGAGGAAGGAGAGAAAACAGCUUAAAAGAACAGAUUUCCUAAGAACAUUCAUGCACUUGGCCAAUAAACACUUUGAGAUCA